GAGGCUGAGCAUUCCUGCUCUUUCCGCAGCACCCGUUACAGCGACCUGCUCACCAGGCAACGGUCCAGGCCAAAGGAAACUUGAAAACCUACUCACUCACGCGGUGACAGUAACUGAAAUUUAAGAAUAAGGUUUUGAUCUGAGACUGGAUAAGAAACAAGACUUGAGCAUUAAUUCCAAGAUCGAAGAUGAACCGUACGCCAAGUCUAGGCCUGAACCAGGCCACAGAAGAAAACAAGCGUCGCAGCUCUUCUGAGACAAGCCCUGGACCAGAGAGGACAUGGGAAGAUGAUAGGGCAGCGACGGCUACAAACCACCGCCAGAGGGCGCCACGGCGCACCCCAUCCUACCAUGUGGUCCUUGGAUGUUCUCCGUCGUGGGAUGGUUCAGAAGUCCUGCAGGCUCCAGCCCUGGUCUUGCUUCUGAGAGGGUCCCAGAGCCUCUGUCUUCGCACUAAUAAAAGUCCCAUCUCCCCUUUAAAGCAGGCUUUUGAAGCCUCAGGGAAUAAGAGGGUCAGAGCAUCCACAUCCCAGAAGAAGCUGUUGGGAGAUACGGGAGCAAGCACUAUGGACAAGAGAGCUCUCUGGGCAGGUUUGGUGGCCUCACUGCUUCUCCAGGGAGCAUCUGCCUACAAACUGGUUUGCUACUUUACCAGUUGGUCCCAGUACCGGCAGGAACCAGGAAAAUUCACUGCUGAGAGCAUUGACCCCUUCCUGUGCUCUCACCUCAUCUAUGCGUUCGCAAACAUCAGUAACAACAAGCUCACCAUUGACGACAAGGAUGCCAUAGCGCUUUAUCAGGCCAUCGGCAGUCUCAAAACCAAGAAUCCCAAACUGAAAAUCCUCGUGUCCAUUGGAGGGUACCUGUUUGGUUCUAAAGGGUUCCACCCUAUGGUUGAUUCUCCCAAUUCACAAUCAGCAUUUAUUGCUUCUGUGAUAUCAUUUCUGAGGAACCACGACUUUGAUGGCCUGGAUGUCGACUGGAUCUACCCAGAUUUGAAAGACAAAAUUCAUUUUACUGCAUUGAUUCAUGAAUUAGCAGAAGCCUUUCGGAAGGAGUUCACCAAUACUAACAAAGAAAGGCUUCUGUUGACUGCAGGCGUGGCAGCGUGGAGGCAGAUGAUUGAUAACAGCUAUCAGAUUGAAAAACUGGCCAAAGACCUGGAUUUCGUCAACCUCCUGUCCUUUGACUUCCAUGGGUUUUGGGAAAGGCCUCUAGUCACAGGCCACAACAGUCCUCUGAGGAAGGGGUAUCGAGACCGGGGGAUGAGCUCCUACCUCAAUGCGGAAUAUGCUCUUGGAUACUGGGCACACAAGCUCAUGCCUACAGAGAAGAUAAUCAUGGGAAUCCCCACAUAUGGACGCUCUUUCACACUGUCCUCUGCAGACACUGCUGUUGGGGCCUCUGCCUCCGGUCCUGGAGCCCCUGGUCCCAUCACUGGGUCAUCAGGCAUCCUAGCUUAUUAUGAGAUCUGCCAGUUCCUACAAGGAGCCAAGAUCACAAGGCUCCAGGAUCAGCAGGUUCCUUAUGCAGUCAAGGGCAACCAAUGGGUGGGCUACGAUGACGUGGAGAGUGUGAAGAACAAGGUUCAGUUCUUAAAGAAUUUAAACAUGGGAGGGGCCAUGAUCUGGUCCAUUGACAUGGAUGACUUCACUGGCACAUCCUGCAACCAAGGCCCCUUUCCCCUUGUCCAAGCUGUGAAAAGAAGCCUGACUCCCUUGUGAAGGAUCAACUCACAGCUGAAAAUGCAAGGUGACACUGUUGCCUAGUCCCUUUCAAAACAUCUCUAAUGGGAUUGCCCUUGUUGACUGGCUUCCAGAUCUCACAGUGCUAAGCUUUUUUUGACUUUCUGUCAGACCUUGGAUGGGACAAGUUCUGUUUCCCUACAGCAGCUGACUGGCUGGCCAGGGGUCCAAUAAAAUGAAAAUCACUUUCCUGCA
Molecule: messenger RNA, 1940 nt
Organism: Ochotona curzoniae (black-lipped pika)
Lineage: Eukaryota; Metazoa; Chordata; Mammalia; Lagomorpha; Ochotonidae
Product: chitinase-3-like protein 2
Exons: 15
Coding region: 189-1724 (511 amino acids)
Biological process (GO): carbohydrate metabolic process; chitin catabolic process
Cellular component (GO): extracellular region
Molecular function (GO): chitin binding
Source: RefSeq, a predicted model, not a curated record